GAUUUUCCAAAUGGAGUCAGAGAAGACAUACACUGCUGCAGUCAUAGGAGGCACAGGAGCUAUUGGCAAGAGAUUAAUAGAGUUAUUACUCAAAGAUGACAGGUGCCAAAAAAUAGUAACUGUUGCUAGAAACCCCUUACCUGACUGGGAAGGACAAGAGAAACUCAAGGUAGUGCAGAUGGAUAAUAUGGACAAUAUGGCAGAAGCUAGCGAAGAGUUUGAAGGAUGCCAGAAGUUCUAUUGCUGUCUUGGAACACGAGUUAAAGUUGGCAAAGAGCUUUUUGUCAAAGUUGACAAAACUUAUCCUAUCGAAUUCGCAAAGAUAUGAGCAAUGGAAGAGAAAGCCGAUAGAUAUACCCUCGUGUCUUCUGGCAGAGCAAGCUCGAAAUCAUGGCUGCUGUACUUUAGGACUAAAGGAGAGUGAGAAGAAGAGCUCAGCAAGAUGGGGCUACAAGGACUGACGAUUAUGAAGCCAGGCUUGCUGACCAAGAGAGAUGCUGAUUUUAGAUUAGGCGAAAAGUUGGGCUCCUAUGUACCGUUUAUACCUAAGAUUGAUUGUAUUGAUGUAGCAAGAGCGAUGAUUGAAAAUUCCCUUGAGUCUACUGAGACAUUGGAAGUUUUAGAGAAUAAAGAUCUACAUAAUUGGGCAGAGAAAUCAAAAUUGUAAGUC
Molecule: messenger RNA, 670 nt
Organism: Moneuplotes crassus
Lineage: Eukaryota; Ciliophora; Spirotrichea; Euplotida; Euplotidae
Source: the annotation of a GenBank genome assembly